This is a messenger RNA of Cryphonectria parasitica EP155, 3450 nucleotides long. RefSeq lists its product as uncharacterized. The coding region runs from base 1 to 3450 and encodes 1149 amino acids. The record is from RefSeq and is a predicted model, not a curated record. Gene Ontology annotation, cellular component: nucleus; site of double-strand break. The transcript has 3 exons. NCBI's taxonomy places the organism in Eukaryota, Fungi, Ascomycota, Sordariomycetes, Diaporthales, Cryphonectriaceae. Gene Ontology annotation, biological process: DNA repair; proteasome-mediated ubiquitin-dependent protein catabolic process. Gene Ontology annotation, molecular function: nucleic acid binding; protein binding.
AUGGCGUACAUUGCGCCCAUUCACCGGCCGAGCAGCAUCCGCCACGCUAUCCAGAUCAGACUGUUUGGCGAGGACGAGGAGAGCCUGGUUGUGGCCAAGGCGAACCGGCUCGAGAUAUACGGCCUCACCGAAACACACCAGCUGGUAUUAAGGCAUUCAAAGGUCAUCAACGGCACCAUCUCCAUCAUACAGAGGCUACGGCCCAAAGAUUCCUCCACCGAACUGCUCUUCGUCGGUACCGACAGGUCACAGUAUUUCACCUUGGUCUGGGACGAGGAGAAAAGAAAACUCAAAACGGCACAGUCAUUUGAGGAUGCAGCAGAGAAAUACAUGCGCGACUCUCAGAGCCAGGACAGGGCCAUCGUCGACCCAACUGGCAGGUUUAUGGCGAUGCACCUGUGGGAAGGAGUGCUUUCCGUGCUGAGGCUCCUCCCGCGCAAGAACAAGGCAAACGAGCUUGAAUGGACAGACUCGGUCAGAUUAUCCGAGCUGUUCGUCAAGUCCAGCACCUUCCUCUAUUCCGAAACAGGCCACCCGAAGAUCGCCCUGCUCUACCAGUCAAGGUCCGACUUAACCGACUCGAAGCUCGCUACCUACCGACUCACCUCCGACGACAAAGAUACCCAGGCAUCGAGAUUUGACCCACACAAGGAUAGGGAGAUAUCCCUCGAUAUAGCAGAUCCUGGCGCGGCCCUGCUCAUACCAGUCCGCAAGGUCGAGAACGAAAAGAGACACAACUUCCGAGCGGCCGACGACAGAGCCUUCCUUGGCGGUAUCAUCGUGGUCGGUGAGACCCGUUUCACGUACGUCGACGACACAACACACGCCGUGGUCGAAGCACCCCUGAAAGAAGCGUCCAUAUUUGUGGCCUGGGCCGAGUACGACGAGAGACGUUACUUCCUGGCGGACGACUAUGGCCGGAUGUAUCUGCUCACGAUACAUACCGACGGCGUGGUGGUCCAGAGUAUGGAGACUACAUAUCUCGGCAAGACAUCCCGCGCGAGCUGUCUGGUGUAUAGGAACGGCAUGCUCUUUGUCGGGUCGCAUUACGGAGACUCGCAGCUCUGGAAGGUCGAUCUUGGGGACGAUCCCACACAGUCCCUGCAGCUGACCCAAGUACUGCACAACGUCGCGCCCGUGCUUGAUUUUACCGUCAUGGAUAUGGGCAACAGGGAAGGGGACAGCCAGCUUGGGAACACCUACUCGUCUGGCCAGGCUCGCCUUGUCACGGGCAGUGGUGUGCACAAGGAUGGUAGUCUCAGGAGCGUGCGGAGCGGCGUGGGUCUCGAGGAUAUCGGCAUCCUUGCCGACCUGCAGGAUGUGAGAGGCCUGUUCUCGCUGAAACCACAUGGUUCGGCAAAGGCUGACACGCUUGCCGUGUCCUUCUUGACAGAAACAAGAGUCUUCAGCUUUGACACGGCUGGAGAGGUCGAGGAGGUAGAGGCUUUUGAAGGCAUGUCUUUUGAGCAUCAAACCCUUUUGGCGGUCGACCUGCCGAACAGCCGGCGACUGCAGGUCACGACAGCGGCUGCAAUCCUCAUGGACACUGAGAAUCACAUGGUUGUCACCAUAUGGAGUCCUCCCGGUGAGGUCAUCACCGCGGCUUCCGCCAACUCGAAAUGGGUCAUAUUGUCUGUGGACGGCAAGUCACUCGUGUCUCUCGACAUUGCCAGAGACUUGGCAGUUUCUGCGAGCAAGGAUUUUGAAAACAAGGACCAGGUAGCUUGCGUCCAUGCCUCACCUCAUCUGCUCGAUGCCGGUGUGAUCGGGUUCUUCACCUCUGGCAACAUCUCGAUCGUGGAUCUCGCAACGCUGGAUCCUCGGAAAGGCGAGACCAUGAGAAAGACAGACGACAACUCCUCGAUCCCUCGGGACCUUGCAUUGAUACAGACUCUGCCUCAGGGCGUGGGAGGCCCAACACUUUUCAUUUCCAUGGAAGAUGGAAUUGUGGCCACUUUCAACGUGGCCCCAGAUUUCUCGCUGAGCGGGCGCAAGAGCGUGAGAUUAGGCACGCAGCAAGCCCGCUUCCAUCUCCUGCCUCGCCCUGAUGGUCUUACAAACAUCUUUGCGACUACAGAGAACCCCAGCCUGAUUUAUGGCUCCGAAGGCAGAAUUGUAUACUCGGCAGUAACAGCAGAGGACGCAACUUAUGUCUGCGAUUUUGAUACAGAGGCAUAUCCUGGCUCGGUAGUUGUAGCGACCGAGACAGCCAUCAAGAUCUCGCGGAUCGACACCGAAAGGCGGACACACGUAACUCCACUCGAGAUGGGAGAGACAGUACGGAGGAUCGCAUACUCGCCCACAGAGCAGGUCUUUGGUCUUGGCUGUGUCAAGCGCGAGCUCUCGCAUGGCGAGGAGAUCAUCACGAGCUCAUUCAAGCUCGUCGACGAGGUCAUCUUCAGCAAGGUCGGAAAGCCGUUCCAGUUGGAGCAGUCAUCAUCUCCUGAGUUGGUGGAAUGCGUGAUACGCGCAACGUUGUCGAACUCGUACGGCAAACCAGCAGAGAGAUUCCUCGUGGGCACGAGUUUCAUGGCCGAGGAAGACACCGCCUCACGGGCUGACGAGACAAAAGGGCGUCUCUUGGUUUUCGGGGUGGACAGCGACAGGAAUCCUUACCUCCUGGUGAGCCACAAGUUCAAAGGAUCUUGUCGGUGUCUGGCGGUCUUGGAGAACGACAUCGUUGUCGUCUCGCUGACCAAGAGCGUCGUGGUGGGCAAGUAUAGGGAGACGUCCUCGACGUCAGGUUCGUUUGAUAGGCUGGCCGCACACAGACCUGCCACGUUCCCUGUGGACCUGGCGGUGGAGGGAAAUAUCAUCGCGAUAGGGGAUCUCAUGAAGUCCAUCUCACUCGUUGAGUAUUUUCCCGCCACGGAGGAGAAGGCCGCCGCGUUGAUGGAGGUGGCCCGACAUUAUCAGUCCGCCUGGGCCACCGCUGUUUGUCAUAUCGAGGACGACUCGUGGCUAGAAGCGGAUGCCCAGGGCAACCUGAUGGUAUUGAGGCGGAACCGAGACGGCCCCACACUGGAAGACCAAAGGAGGAUGGAGAUGACAAGUGAGAUGAACCUGGGCGAGAUGGUGAACCGCAUACGGAAGAUUGCCGUCGAGACGAACCCGAAUGCGAUGAUCAUACCAAAAGCAUUCAUCGGAACAGUCGAAGGCGCCAUAUAUCUUUUUGGAACUGUGGCAUCACACGCCCAGGACCUGCUCCUACGCUUUCAGUCCAAGAUGGCCGAGGCUGUCCAGACGGCGGGUGAGCUCAAGUUUGAAAAAUACCGAGCUUUCAAAAACGCAGAGCGAGAGGCUGAAGGCCCCUUUCGGUUCCUGGACGGCGAGCUUCUCGAGAGGUUCUUAGAUAUGGACGAGGAGACGCAGAAGGUCAUAUGUCGGGGACUGGGACCGAGCGUUGAAGAUAUGAGGAACUACAUUGAGGAGCUUAAGAGGAUGCAUUAG